GACAAGUGUGUGUGUUGUUAAAAUGAGUCAUUCAGAAAGUCAAAUUACCAUGACAACGUUACAACAAAUAUCAAUCGAGUAAAUAAAAAAAUGUUAGAUAUAAAAAACGACAAUUAAUUAUAACCCACGAGUUAAAAAUAAAUGUAGUAUUAAUUAUUAAUUUAAAUUAAUAAUGGCAGAAACUAGUGUUUUAACAAAUUUUAAAAAUUGGAAUAGUAAAGAUUUAUCAACAGCUGAAAAUGAUAAAUCGAAAUAUCUCAAAGUUCUUGAUCCUGAUGAUCCAUUGAUGAAAAGAUUUCAAGAUGCACUUAAAGCUCAUCUUGUACGAAUUGAUGAAAGACUUUCUGAUGAAAUAUCAAAAUUGCAAGCAGAAACUAAAGAAGCAACUAAAAAAAAAGAUGAAAAAUGUACAGAAAUGUAUGAAGCACAACGUGAAAUAUCACAUCAACAAAAUAUCCUUGAAAAAUAUACAAAAAAUUUAGAAGAAAUUACAAAUUUACAUGAAAAAUAUGAUAAUAAAAUAAUUGAAGAUAAAAAAUUACGUAAUAAUAUACGUAAUGAUAUUGAAAAUGAUCGUAGUAAUAUGGAAAAAUUAAAAUAUGAAAUGAAUAAUUUAUCAUCACAGUGUAAACAAUUUAAUGAAUUUGAAAAUGAAAUAUCAAGUCAUUUAAUAUUAGCUAAAAGAAUGACAUCAAAAGAUGCAAGUGUACAAAGAGAAUUAAUACGUCAAAAACAAGAAGCUGAUUAUAUAUUAUUAAAAUUGCAUGGACAAGUAUGGAAAAUUGAAAAAGAAAUACAAGAUUUUGAAAAACAUAUGGUUAUUAAAAAUGAAGAAAGAUUAAUUAUUGGACAAACAAUUGCUGAUGCUGAUGUUGAUUUAGAUGCUUUACAAAAUGAAAGAAAAAAUCUUUUAAUUGUUUGGAAUAAAGUUGUUAAUAGUGUACAUCAAAGAGAUAAAAUUAAUGAUCAAUUAAAUGGUGAAAAAAUAAAAAUACAAGAAACAUUUAGAACUCUUCAAUCGAAAAUUGAAAAAACAAAAAAAGAUACUGUCAAAGAAAUGGAAAAUAAUGAACGUUUAACAUCAAUACAAUCGAAACUUGAAGAAGAUAUUAAAUACAAUGAAAUUAUAAUUUUAGCUGAUCGUGAAAAAUCUGAUGUUUUAGAAUAUAAAACACUUGAAAUUGUAAAAUUAUCAGAAAAUAAUGAACAAGAUUAUGAAGAAAUUUUAUACAAUUAUGAAAGAUUAAAAAAUGAAGAGAAAAAUCUUGACAAUGAAUUUUAUAAAUUGAAUAAUCAAAAAAAAAUAUUGGAGAAUGAGAUAUUGUUAAAAAUGGAGGAUAAAAAUACAAAUGAUAAAACAGUAAAAUAUUUAAAUAAAAUAUUGAAUGAUACAAGAGAAAUGAUGAACAAUCUUGAGCUAUCAUUAAUCCAAAUGGAAAAUCAAUAUGGAAAAAGUAUUCUUGAAUUGAAAAAGAUAAAAAAUUAUGUGACAACUGAAAAGAGUGAUUUGGAGGAACUUUGUCAGUCAAAUAUACUAAAAGAAAAAGAGCUGAAUAAAAUAAAAAUUGAAUUAGAUAAAUGUAAUUUAAUAAUCGAAAAAAAACAAAAGAAAAUUAUUGAUAUGAAUAAAAAAAUUGAAGAGAUGAAUAAAGAUGAUGGAUAUGUUGAUAUGAGUUCUUAUGAUAUAAAAAUAUCUGGAUAUGAAAAAAACAUUGAAGAAAUUGAAAGAAAAAAUCAGGAAUCAAAGCAAUUUUGGCUGAGACAAGAAGGUUUUAUGGUAAAUUUAAGUGAAGAAAGAAAUAAUCAACUUGAAGAGUUAAAUAUUUUAAGCAAACAAAUAACAAUAAUGGAACAAAAAAAUAUAAAAAUAGAAUAUUUAAUUGUUAAUGAAAAAAAAAAUGAUGAUAAAAUAAAUAAAAAAAUUGAAGAUUUACAUAAAAGAUUAUUACGUACAAAUAAAAUGAUAAAUAAUAAAAAUGAGCUACGUGAAAAUUUAAAAGAUAAAAAUUAUUUAACAAAAGAUGAAUAUGAAAAAAUAUUAAAAAAUGAUGAAAUUGAAUUAAUUAAAUUAAAAAAUACAAUUAAAAAUUUAAUUGAUGAAAAAAAUUAUUUAAAUGAAAAGCUAUAUGAAUCACAUUGUAAUUAUUUAUCAUGGGAAAAAAAAUUAAAAAUAGCAUGUGAAACAUCAAAAACAAUAAAAAAUGAAAGAAUAAGUGGUGGUGAUGUUGCAAUAAUGAAAUGUGAAAUUCAUAAAAUGGAAAUAAGAUUAUUACAGUUAAAAAAAGCACAAGAAAAAAUGAUAAGAGAUAUGGAAUUUUGUGUUACAAGAAGAGAAACAAUUAUUAAUAUUGCAAUUGCUAAAGAAAUUAAAAAUCCAAAAGAGAUACAUAAUAAACGUGUUAUGUUUAAUAAAAGAAUUGAUGAUCGUAAAAAAAAAAUUAAACAAAUAGCUAAGGAAACUAAAAAUAUUGAAAAUAAAAUAGCUGAAUUAGAGAAUGAAAAAUUUCAUUUACAAGAAAAUUUAAAUGACAAAAAAAUAUCAUUAGAAUCAUUUUCAAAUUCAAUUGUUGAUAUUGAUAAAAAAAUUUUUGAAAGUGAACUCAUCAAAAGUCACAAACUAGAAUGUCUCGUAAGAAAACAAAGAAAAGUAAAGAUGUUACAAAAAGUACGUGAAGGAAAAUAUAAAAUGUUAUUUAAAUCAGAAACAAUAUUAAAUGAAGAAUUUGAAAAACAACAAAGAAUUAAAAAUGAACUUGUUGAUAUAAUGGAACAAACAAAACAAGAUUUUCCCCAUCUAAAUGAUGACAUAAGAAAAAUUCAAUUAACAAUACAAUCAAUAUAA
Messenger RNA from Aphidius gifuensis, 2842 nucleotides. RefSeq names its product coiled-coil domain-containing protein 40. Gene Ontology annotation, biological process: axoneme assembly. The coding region runs from base 173 to 2842 and encodes 889 amino acids. Gene Ontology annotation, cellular component: cytoplasm. The record is from RefSeq and is a predicted model, not a curated record. The transcript has 7 exons. Lineage: Eukaryota; Metazoa; Arthropoda; Insecta; Hymenoptera; Braconidae.